ACUUCAGCAGGCAACGAUUCAACGUUCGGAUCGGAAGACUGUUUCAAUUUCUACAAGUUCUUCUAUCGCAUCAAUCCCGUCCAACAGCACCUGUUGAACCCAUGCAACCAGGCAAUUUUCGACAGCAAAAGUCCCCACCGCCGCUAAAAUCAUUGCCUCGGAGCUGAACGCAAGAACGGACCUGCGAAAUCUCUUCAUACCAACCUGACGCAUCAAUCUAUACCUUAAGCCUUCCAUCCAUCAUCUUAUCUGCGGGCCUACAAACGUAAACGAAGCCAGACGUGACCAGCCUGUAGCAAACACAGCCGCAAAUCAAUCUGACACAUGACAGCGGUCACGCGUCACGACUUACGCGACACAUUCUCAACCCAUCCUCACCAAGAUGGCACCGAGAAUCGAGCGGAUCAAACUCUACGGCUUUUGCUGGGACACACAAGAGCGGUUGCCGUUCAAUCAGCAGUGGGCUUGUGCCUUCCAUCAAAGCCAUUACACCAACGAAAACAACCCCAUGUGGGAUUCAAUCGACGAUCCGAGCAAGCGGCGUGAGGUGAGAUAUGCAAACAACAUAUAUGUGCUCUUCCGCGCUCUUCUGCAUUGCAAGAACUUCUUCGGCCAAGAAAACUUGUGGGCCGCCAUCGCUCGCGGAUUCAACACCAGCGUGGCAACUGCGAAAACCACCGCUGAGAUCCUGAGUGCCGCGCGCAGGGCUCACCGCGGAAAGCCCCAGAGCACGGUAUCCGAUACAGCACGCGCUGCGGAUGAUUGGAUUGACUUUGUCGACAGCCUUGGUCCGGUUCCUCGUAUGCUGUCUGAUUCCAACGUCUACAAGGUAGCCAACGCCUUUUUUGAUUCUCAAGAGAAGAAGCAUGUCAACGCCGGGGGGGUGCCUGUGAACGGCCGACCAGCACGCCAGGCACCGCGAGAACCACGAGAAGAGCCCGGCACACCACACGGUCGGCCCCCCUCGCCGUACGUCAAGACGGAGAUGCCAAGAGAUUCCGCCAGUACACAUCGGCAGCCGUUUUCCUCUCACAAGCGCUCUCCUUCUCCGCUGCAUGACCGGAGUCCCAAGAUGAGGCGGUUCGAUCACGAUGCCCGGCAAAAGGCCCGGGCUGAGCCUGAGAGGCAUGGCGCACUCGAUGAGCUGCCCAUGAUACAACCUACGCAAAGCCCUCCUCGACGACUGAGUACCUCAAAGCCGGCUCAGCCCGUGCCCCAGCCAAGUGCUCCGGCGAAACGCGAAGAAGCCUCCAACUCCUCCUCACUGCCAGCAAAGCAAAUCCCACCUGCGUCUGCACCGAGCGGGCCCUCGAGGAGAGAUUCCAUUAGCUACUCCACGCUACCAACAAAGCCAGCACAGGCUUUGUCCCGACCCAGUGCCCCGCAGAGCAGAGAGGAGUCACUCAACUCAGCCAAGACCGGCGCCCUGAAAGGCGAGGUAGCAAGUCUGGAGAAGCAGCUGGCCGAGGCGAAGAGCAAGCCAAGCGCUGCUCCUGUUGCCGACAUCCCAAGCCAGCUCACCGAGUACAUGGGCGAACUCAAGAGCUCGAUGGCCAGUGCAACCAACGCCAUCGAAGUCAUGAUGGAGUCCAUGCACCACACCGUCGACAACCUGAACUCGUGCAAAGACGAAGUCUCGGGCCUCUCAACCCAACAACAAGAACUCGCGGCUACCGUACUUCAACUCAACAAGGACACCAACAUCAAGCUCGACACAAUCCUCCAAUCAAUGCAAACCCUUGCAAGCACCAUUGACACUCUCCGCAACGAGGUCUCCCAACUCAAGGACCAGGCCCCUCCCGCAACCGGUACACAAGCGGAAAGCACAAACACCAGCCAGCUCAGAACCCUGUUCCAGGAGCAAAACACACGCAUGGAAAAUUUCUUCCGCGAGGUCCAAGCCAGCCUGCAGGCCCAGGUAAAACCCUCGCAACCACAACCUCAGACUCUCCGGCAAGCCAUGGCCGCCGCUGAGCGGGACCUGGCGCGCCACAUGGGCACGAUUGAAACGUUCUAUCACCGCGGCGGUGUCAGCCGUGCAGUCACCGAGCAAACUGCCGACGUGUUGGCAGCUUUGUCGGAGGGGUUGAGGGCUGCGAAGGCGGGGCAGGAGCAGUAGGGCGCUUUGAUUGGUAUCUACCCUGUAUGCUUCAUACAGGGACAUAAUCAUCACAGUAUAUGAGGAUGAGGAGGACGGAGGGCAGACGCAUAGGAUCACAGAUUUGCUACAGAGGGUUAGCUGCUUCAACAAGCAUCCCAGGCGUUACUUACCUUACUAUUUCCCCUUACGUAAAAUCACUAGGGAUUCCAGUUUGCAGCCAAAGAUGUGAUUGUAUCCACUG
Molecule: messenger RNA, 2342 nt
Organism: Parathielavia appendiculata
Lineage: Eukaryota; Fungi; Ascomycota; Sordariomycetes; Sordariales; Chaetomiaceae
Exons: 1
Coding region: 383-2119 (578 amino acids)
Source: RefSeq, a predicted model, not a curated record